Anneissia japonica is the source of this 2184-nucleotide messenger RNA. Its product is annotated as thymidine kinase 2, mitochondrial-like. The transcript has 6 exons. Gene Ontology annotation, biological process: nucleobase-containing compound metabolic process. Gene Ontology annotation, molecular function: deoxynucleoside kinase activity; ATP binding. The record is from RefSeq and is a predicted model, not a curated record. Lineage: Eukaryota; Metazoa; Echinodermata; Crinoidea; Comatulida; Comatulidae. Bases 141 to 824 code for a protein of 227 amino acids. Gene Ontology annotation, cellular component: cytoplasm; mitochondrion.
UUUGUUUUGUCAAACAACGACGAACAGCCGAUGAAAAGCUAGCCACCGAUCAUUAACUGGCAGCCGGGUCUGGCUCGUUUCCUUUCUCCUCUGAUAUUCCAAGUUUAUCAUAAUCACAGCUUUGUGUUUGAAAUAUCAACAUGCUGGGUGGUUCACUUUUAUCAGAUAAAACAACAGUAUGUGUAGAAGGAAACAUUGGCUGUGGCAAAACCACCAUGCUGAAACUCUUUAAAGACCAAGUGCCAGGUGUUGAAGUUCUAACAGAACCAGUUUGCAAAUGGCAAAAUGUUAGAGGCCACAAUACAUUGGGUUUGAUGUAUGAGGAUCCACAUCGAUGGAGUUUUGCUUUCCAAUCGUAUUUACAAUUAACCAUGUUGCAGAACCACACAUUUCCAUCAAAGCAACCAUUAAAACUGAUGGAGAGGUCAUUAUUCAGUGCUAGACAUGUGUUUGUUGAGAACCUUUACAGAAGCAAUAAAAUGUCAGAUGCUGAAUACGCCAUUAUCAAUGAAUGGUUUGACUGGAUCUUUGAAAAUAUGAAUCUCAAUGUCGACAGAAUUAUCUACCUUAGAACUUCACCACAGAAAUGCUAUGAAAGGAUAAAGAAGCGCUGCCGGAGUGAGGAAAACUGCAUCCCAUUGGAAUACUUACAGCAGAUCCAUAACUUGCACGAGGAAUGGUUGAUGGGAGGCUCGAAGUCUAAUCCUAAUUCCAAUGUCGUAGUGGUAGAUGCAGAUCAACCGUUAGAAGAAAUGGAGGAAAUUUACUUCAAAGAUGACGCUACUCUAUUACAUGUUGAACGUAUAAUUGAGGUGCAAUCUUGAUACAUCAAGCAUAACAAUUUGGGCAGAACAAGUAUUUUUUAUGACUCAUUUAUGAUUUAUUUUACUUAAAUACUUAAAAUGUGGGUUUGUACAUAAUUUUUAACUCAGGUUAAUUUUAAACAAAAAUGAUAGAUUGAUUUUCUGUCCUAAAAGCAAACAAAAUCUUAGAAAAUGGAUAAGUAUUUGGAAAAUUCAAAUCAGUACUGUACUUUUAUAAUUGUAACUGUAUAUGUUUGAAAUAUUGAUAAUAGGGCAUUGUACAUACUUAGUUUUAAAACUUUCUUAAAAUAUUUUUUAUACCAGUAAUUCAUUCUCUUUUAUGUAAACAUAAUAAUUACUAUACUUCUUUAAAAUAUACUGUUUGACAUGACUGUCCAGUUUUAAUCUCACUUUUUAUAAAAACAAAUUAUAUGAAAAAAAGGUUUUAAAAAAAGCAUUUGAUAAAAUGGUAAUUGUUAAUAUAAUCAGUGACCACAAUGGUCAUAUGAAAGACAAUUAGCAUAGAAUCCAGUGUAUUUAGUGUAAAAUAAAGGUAUACUGUAGUAGAAGAGUAUAUUAUUAAGCUACUCAAUGAUAAUUUGUAAGGAAAAGCAGUUAUAAUUACUCAAAGUAGUCUUUUAAUUCUCAUUCUACGUGAUGUGAAGCUUCUACACAUGAACACAGAAAACAGUUUCAAGAAUUCUGGUUCCAUUUUAUUGGAGUCAUGUCAGCAAUUGAUACAAUUAAAAAAAAACCCUAGUGACCUGCAAACAAGCUGACCAGCUGUCGUGAAUAUAACUGAACAAUAUUUGAAUUGCUAUUAAUUUACCUCAAAGAAAAAAAUAUUUCCCUGUCUUUACUUUAUUCUUUUGCAUAAAUAACAGUACCGGUUGGGGAGGAGGGCCCAACGAGAGUGUAAUUGGACAUGGUCAGGCAUUGCUCAAAAUCUCUUGAAAGUGAUUCAGGGGGUGAAGACUCAGAACUAUGAUAAUUUAAGGGUUUCAUAUGCUUAAUUAAUCUAUUUUAGGGUCUACUAAUUUGUAAAAAUUACAUAUAAUGUUUUUCUUCUUGACAAAUUGUUUUUUCUCCAAUAGGACCAUCCCUGUUUUGAACGAUCUAAAUGAUUUUUACUGAGACUAUACCUGUCAAGAAGUACCAUAUUUUAAUUAAACAUAACAUUUUUAUGCAUAGAUUCCCACAUCGACAACAACAAUUUUUAUUAUGACAGUAAGAUCAUUUUGGUGUAAUGUUUAUUUUAAAUUGUGAGUGAAAGAUUCGAAAACAGUGUUGGAUUUAGUGUACCUGUGACUGGUAUUGUAGUUUUGUUGUAGUUAUUAGUACAGUAUUUAUUGUAAAUAAAAUUUCCAAGAAUAAAAAAAAA